GGGAGCGGCGCCGCCGCGGGGGCUCCCGGCGCGGCUGUGAGCCCCCACCCUCCAGGUGACCCCCAGACCCCGCCGGGUGACCCGCCAGCCCCCCGAGGAUGAAGACGCUGGUCCGGCUCUUCCUAACGCUGGUGUGCGUGGCGGUGGUCACCGUGCUGUACGUCCUGUUGUGCUCCCAUACCUGCCUGUGGUCCUGCUGCUGGGCCCUGGGGGAGCGGGGCAGCCCCACGGCACCCACCAUCCUCAGCUUCCAGGGGUACAGCCGUGUCCCUGACGGGAAGCCACUGGAGCGAGCGCUGUGCCGCCGCUGCGCCGUCGUCUCCAGCUCGGGGCAGAUGCUGGGCUCGCGCCUGGGACAGACCAUCGACAGGCAGGAGUGCGUCCUGCGCAUGAACCAUGCCCCCACCACCGGCUACGAGGAGGAUGUGGGGGCACGAAGCACUGUCCGGGUGGUGUCGCACACCAGCGUCCCACUGCUGCUGAGGAACCAGCCCUACUUCUUCCAGCAGUCCCAGGAGACCCUCUACAUCAUCUGGGGGCCGGCGAAGAAGAUGAACCGGGAGAAGGUGGGCACAACCUACGGGGCGCUGCUGAAGGUGAUGGAGACCUACCCCCACCUGCAGAUCUACACCCUGACGGAGGAGAAGAUGGCAUAUUGCGACGACGUCUUCCAGAACGAGACAGGGAAGAACAGGGUGAAGUCCGGCUCCUUCCUGAGCACUGGCUGGUUCACCAUGAUCCUGGCCAUGGAGCUGUGCGAGCAGAUCUGUGUCUUUGGCAUGGUCAGCGACAGCUACUGCAGGGAGAAGAAUCACUCGAGCGUGCCCUACCACUACUUCGAGAAGGGCCGGCUGGACGAGUGCAGGAUGUACCUGGUGCACGAGCGAGCUCGCCGCGCCGGGCACCGCUUCAUCACCGAGAAAGCCAUCUUCUCCCGCUGGGCCAAAAGGAAGAACAUUGUCUUCACCCACCCGUCCUGGGCAGGCGGGUAGGGUGCCAGCCGUGGGGUGAUGCAGUGGGGACCCCAGCAGCGGGGAGGCUCUCAUCCUGCAACAACGCAUCUCCGCUCUGCUGGUGCCACGGUUGAAAGCCUUUUGCCAAGCCCCAGAGCAGGGAGUCUCCAUCUCCGCAGCAGCAGAGCCGGUUCCCCCAGCCGGUGGGUGGGCUGAGACCCCCCAUGUCAGUGCACGGGGGGCAUGAGCUGGACCCACAGAGCCCCAUCAGCUCCGAGCGCCUGCCUGGAUGGACCCAGGGCAACAACAAAGGUUUUCCGCCCGCUCUACUGGGAUGAAUAUUUAAUGCCGCAUUAAACAUUCACGCUGCUGGGCUCCAGCAUGACAUGUGGCAGGAGAGCUUGGCCCUGCCAGGGCCAUGAGCCGGUGCCUCUCCCAGGGAUGAAGCUUCACCGUGGUCCCUGCCCUGAGACCCGGCACUGGAUGUGAGGCAUGGGGAGCCAGGGCCAGGCCCCCCCGUCCUGCUGCCCCCGGACAGGUCCCUGUGGCUCCGGCUGCCCCUGUGCCCCGUAGCCGGGAAGCCCAGGGGCCAUGUGUGCCCGGGGGGCUCCGAGUUGCCUUGUCACAAGUGCCCUUGGAUUCAAACCAAAGCAAAUGUGGCCAUUAAAAGUGUUUUUAACUCA
Messenger RNA from Gymnogyps californianus (California condor), 1636 nucleotides. It is a transcript of the gene ST6GALNAC4, whose product is annotated as ST6 N-acetylgalactosaminide alpha-2,6-sialyltransferase 4. Lineage: Eukaryota; Metazoa; Chordata; Aves; Accipitriformes; Cathartidae. The coding region runs from base 99 to 992 and encodes 297 amino acids. The record is from RefSeq and is a predicted model, not a curated record. Gene Ontology annotation, molecular function: alpha-N-acetylgalactosaminide alpha-2,6-sialyltransferase activity. Gene Ontology annotation, biological process: ganglioside biosynthetic process; oligosaccharide metabolic process. The transcript has 6 exons.